Molecule: messenger RNA, 439 nt
Organism: Marmota flaviventris (yellow-bellied marmot)
Lineage: Eukaryota; Metazoa; Chordata; Mammalia; Rodentia; Sciuridae
Source: RefSeq, a predicted model, not a curated record
GUGCCCGAGAGCGUCCCCUGCCUCCGACCGGCGCGCAGACCUCCGCCCCUGGAGGCGCUCCGCCGCCCGCCACCGUCCUCGGGGGUCGUCGCCCGGCAGCUCGCCUCGACGGGCCCGGCCGGCCGCGGCCGGGGAGGACAACAUGAGUCGGGGGGCCCGCCGGGCAGGCGCCGGGCAGGGGGCGGCGGCCGCGGUGCAGCUGCUGGUUUCCCUCAGCUUCCUGCCGCGCGUCGUCGAGGCCCAGGUGGUUGGAGUUCUGGACGAUUGCCUAUGUGAUAUUACCAGCAUUGACAAUUUCAAUACCUACAAAAUCUUCCCCAAAAUAAAACAAUUGCAAGAGCGAGACUAUUUUCGUUAUUACAAGGAAAGUGGAAUGCAGCCUUGCCAAGGUGGAUCUCUUCAGCUGAGGUUGUCUGCCUUCAACAUUUCCAGAAGCUAG